AUGUUUUCUCACAUUGUCAACUCCAAAUACUGCGCAGAUAGAUCGGAAAGGCAGUCCCGGUCGUGGCGGACGGACGUUGCCAGCGAAAGGGAUACGGCCCUCGAAUUUCUGGGAACGCCGUUGCUUACGGCCUUUGCCCGGGUCCUUAUCAACCACCAGAAUGCCACGGGCAACAGGUUCAUUGGCAAAAUUAUGAUCAAGCCAUCGGAACAGAUGGGCAGAAUUUGGGAUGCGGUUAUCAUGCUGGGCAGGCGGCCGCAGAAUGAUGAAGCACCGGCAAGAGAGCAGCACCAGCCAGAGGGUAAAAAGUUACCCAUGAUUCCAUGA
Messenger RNA from Pyricularia oryzae 70-15, 327 nucleotides. RefSeq lists its product as uncharacterized. Bases 1 to 327 code for a protein of 108 amino acids. The transcript has a single exon. NCBI's taxonomy places the organism in Eukaryota, Fungi, Ascomycota, Sordariomycetes, Magnaporthales, Pyriculariaceae. The record is from RefSeq and is a predicted model, not a curated record.